CAUACGUGUACAUCUUAAUGCGCGCUAAAAAAUAUAAUUAUGGGUCAUAUAAAAAUCAGAACUGGAUGAAACUACUUCUGUGUUUUAUUUCGUAUUUUCAACAAGGCAUGAAAAAGGCCAAUUAAAAUUACCUAAUACAUUUAUAUUACCAAAGGCAUCAUCUGUUCUAGUUAAAACACUUGUCUCGUUUAGAUUCAUUAUGGAUUAUAAAUAUGAAUUUUAUCAGACUCAUGGAUAGUGGUAAUAGAUACUUACAUUAAUUUAUGAUUACAUAUUGGCGACGUACAGAAAUUAAUGGGACUUUAAACUGGAGGAAACGCCAAGCACCUGUAGUGGGACUUUAUUCUGGAGAAACCGCCAAGCACCUGUCGUGUAUUGAGAAUACUUCACGGACAUGGAACUCAAAUUAAUACAGGCACUGUUAGUCAGUUUGAUUUUGAAUAGUUUCAUCCUGAUUACCACCGUAGACGGACAAUAUGUACCAACAAUUGAAUCGAUUCAGGAAGAAUAUUGGCAAUGGCGUCUGAAAGAUUCUCCAGAAUAUUCUACAUUUCUUGGUUACUACGAAUAUAAUGAUUUAUUAAGAUCAUAUAGCGUACAAGACUUCAUACAAAAAAAGGACAGAGUUCAACAGUUCUUAGAUGAUAUUAACACUAUACAAGAAACUAGUUUACCGCCAUCAGAAAGAGUUAACUACUUAAUUCUUAAAGACACAUUUCAAACAUACAUCAAUGGAUACGAAUUUGCAUUGUAUGGAGCAUUAAAUCCUAUAAAUAACUUAGAAGGAAUCCAUAUAUAUUACUCAGCAGCAAUGGCAGCAACCCGGUCAAGAGGAGAUUUUGAGAACUACAUUGUUAGACUCAAUAAUAUUCCAGAUCAAAUAAACGAAAUUAUAAAUAGUUUUAAAGAGGCAAUUAAGCUGAACAGAACAUACAACUUUGUGUCAAUUAACAAAGUAAAAGAUGAUAUAAAUGAAUUGUUGGUAGAGCCGAGUGAUUCGACGUUCUUUGUUGGUAUAAAUUACACGUUAUCCGUCAUUGAUAAUAUUGACGAAACUGACAAAACUGACUUAAGAAUAAGGACAUUGCUAGCAACCAACAGAACAAUAACAGCCUACAGAACACUUCGUAGUUUCAUUAUUGAUGAAUAUAUGCCGCAUACAAGAGUUGGCCUGGGGCUUUCUAGCAUGGCCGACGGGAAACGUUAUUACCAGGCAUGUUUAAGAUGGCAUCUUUCCUAUGACAUGUCCCCCGAAGAAGUCCACCAAAUAGGUCUACAAGAAGUUGAACGCAUACACUCAGAAAUGGUCAAGCUUGUUAGACGACUAGGAUUUACUGGUACUGUCAAAGAGUUUUUUGACGUGUUGAAAAAUGAUUCAAGGUUUUAUCACACGAAUACUAGUGUAAUACUAGAAAUAUACAAGGACAUUGUUUACAGCAAGAUAACUCCAAAACUUCAAGAUUACUUUGAGAACAUUCCUGAUGUCCCUUUACAAAUAAAGGAAAUGACGUAUGAUGGUCCAGGUGGAGGGUAUUCAUCAGCUUCGGAAACGAGGCCAGGCGUAUUUUGGAUCAAUCUCAUCCGACCGUCAGAGAGUCCAACAUUUGAUUAUAUGGCGCUUAGUUUACACGAGGCAAGUCCAGGGCAUCAUUUACAACAUAGUUAUGCAAUGAAGGCAGCUCUACCGGAAUACAGACAACAUACAGAAAUUUCAUUUUAUGAUGUUCCAUUUUGGUUUCCGUUUUAUUCAGCUUAUUCAGAGGGUUGGGCAUUGUAUUCUGAAUAUCUAGGUGUUGAAAUGGGUUUAUAUGCAGAUGAUUAUGAAAUGUUAGGACGUUACAGUGGUGAAAUACUACGGGCUUGUCGAUUGGUUGUUGACACAGGUCUUCAUCAUUAUGGAUGGGAUCGACAAAAAGCGGUUGAAUAUAUGAUGAAUUACACAGCCUAUGCAAGGGAAGCAACCGAGAUUGAGGUUGAUAGAUAUGUCACAUGGCCUGGACAAGCUUGUGCGUACAAAUUAGGAGAGAUCAAAAUAAAAGAGUUGAGAAAGAAAGCAGAAACACGUUUAGGAUCAAAAUUUGACAUAAAGAAAUUCCAUUCAACUAUUCUGGUACAUGGCGCUGUUCCCAUGAGUAUUUUAGAUACUUUUGUAAAUGAAUGGAUAGAAGAGACAUUACAAAUGGCAGAUAUAACCUCAGAAUCUUCAGUAAUAGGACCAUCGUUAUUUUCUUUUUCUCUUAUUCUACUUAGUCUUUUGCUAAGCAAAUGUCCUUUGUUUUGAAUAUGAUAGUGAUGCAAAAACAAAUGAUAUGCAUAAACAAAUGUAAUGCACAAACAAUUGCUAUGCACAAAAAAUUGUCAUGCACAGCAAAUUGUAAUGCACCUCAAAUCGUAAUGCACAAAUAUUUGUUUUCACUUCAUGUUUUAGUGUUUUUAUUUUAUAUGAUGACUUUUUGUAAUGUAAUAUAUAUGUUGCAUUCUUGCUUGAAUAUCUACUGACUAAAAUUAACAUUCUUAAUGAUUUAUCAAUAACAAUAAAUAAAACUGAUGCAAUACUCAAA
Molecule: messenger RNA, 2561 nt
Organism: Mytilus californianus (California mussel)
Lineage: Eukaryota; Metazoa; Mollusca; Bivalvia; Mytilida; Mytilidae
Exons: 18
Coding region: 395-2281 (628 amino acids)
Source: RefSeq, a predicted model, not a curated record